AUGAUUGUAUCUUGGAAUACAAGGGGGCUGAAUAAUAUUGGCAAGCUGAAGGAGAUUAGCUCCCAUCUCCAUGAGCUUAGGCCAAAUAUAAGCAUUCUUAUUGAAACUAGAGUUAAGAGGAAUAAUGCUGAGAAGGUUAGGGCUAAACUUAAUCUCCCUGGUAGCUAUGCUAACAACUACACUUCUUAUGCCAAUGGUCGAAUCUGGAUACACUGGAAUGAUAGCAAUAUUGAUCUCAAAAUUGUUAAAAGAUCUAGCCAAUACAUUCAUUGUGGUGUGUAUAGUAAUGAUGGUACAUUUAGAUACUGGUUGACUGCAAUUUAUGCUCAUAAUCAAUUGGAACAUAGGAGAAUUCUAUGGAAGAACCUGGAUAUGUUAUUCAAGUCUCAACAGGGUGCCUGGUGUGUCUUAGGAGAUUUUAACAAUGUCUUAACUGCUAGAGAUAGAGGGGGAGGCAACCUUGUCACUGAAAAGGAAUAUGAGGAUCUUCAUAACAUGAUGGAUGCCACGGGGCUUGGUGAAAUGGACAACACUGGGGAGUUUUUCACAUGGUCAAAUAAGCAGAGUAGUAACCCUAUCUACUCAAGAAUUGACAGGGUUCUAGUUAAUGUCCAAUGGUUCCAAGAGAAUGUUGAUGCUGUGCUACACAUUCAUCCUCCUAGUAUAUCUGACCAUGCUCUUCUGCAUAUAUCUAUCCCUAAGGUCAGAACCACUACCAGAAUUUUUCGAUUUAGCAAUCAUUUGACUGAUCUUGAUGACUAUGAUGCAACUGUGAAACAUAGUUGGCUCAAACCUGCUAGAGGUAGACCAAUGUGUGUCUUGUGGUACAAACUUCAGAGAUUACAAAGAGAUCUUAGGAAUCUGCAUAAACCUAAGAAUGACAUUAAGAGGAACAUUGAGAAAUUCAGGGUGGAUUUGUUGGAAGCUCAGAACAGUUUAAGGACUAAUAGACUGGAUGGUGAGCUGAUUGAUAAAGUCAAGAGGAUCACUGAUGAGUUGAUUAAAUGGAAUGCUUUGGAGGAAUCCAGAUUAAGGAAACAAACAAAGGUGGACUGGCUGAGGAAAGGGGAUGAUAAUAGUACUUUUUUCUAUGCUCUGUUGAAAGCCAAACAGAAGAGGAAAACUAUCUCUAUGCUCAAAAAGGCAGAUGGUUCUAUAGCUACUAAUCAGGAGGAUAUUGAAAAGGAGGUUAUGGAUUUCUAUGGUGGACUAAUGGGGACUGGCAAUCAGGUUCAUACCCACAUAGAUAUUCAAGCUAUGAGGGAAGGAAAACAGCUUACAUGGGAAUAA
Molecule: messenger RNA, 1290 nt
Organism: Vicia villosa (hairy vetch)
Lineage: Eukaryota; Viridiplantae; Streptophyta; Magnoliopsida; Fabales; Fabaceae
Exons: 1
Coding region: 1-1290 (429 amino acids)
Molecular function (GO): catalytic activity
Source: RefSeq, a predicted model, not a curated record